Messenger RNA from Amphiprion ocellaris (clown anemonefish), 3323 nucleotides. RefSeq names its product ERC protein 2-like. The transcript has 11 exons. Gene Ontology annotation, molecular function: structural constituent of presynaptic active zone. Lineage: Eukaryota; Metazoa; Chordata; Actinopteri; Pomacentridae. The coding region runs from base 624 to 3308 and encodes 894 amino acids. Gene Ontology annotation, biological process: regulation of synaptic plasticity; neuromuscular synaptic transmission; maintenance of presynaptic active zone structure. Gene Ontology annotation, cellular component: cytoskeleton of presynaptic active zone. The record is from RefSeq and is a predicted model, not a curated record.
ACUCACUUUUGCCCGGAUUUACGCAUGACAAAAAUGAAGUUCCAUUGGUUUCUUGUUUAUUUAUAUAUUUAUUUUCUGUAACAACCUAAACCAACGGUGCACCUAAGACCUUGCAAGUGCCAUGCCCCACUGACGCUCGUGUAGGUGUACGAAAGCAUCCAAUCGUUGCCGUUCGUUGCUGCUCCACCGCUGCGCUCGGUCGCACGCACACGCGCCAGCUGGGAGUGCGCGCCCACGCGGACCCGAUGGCAGGACAGGUCAUGAGCUGAGCCGAUGAGAUCAUGGAGUCUGCGCCGAGGUCGGACGGGGAACGGUCGGGACCUCACGGUGAUGGAGAAGUGCCUGUCCGAAUCCAUGAUGUCCUGCGCUGUAGCUGAAAUCACAAGACCUCUGGCUCGUGAGUCUGGGAGCCCUGCAGCCAACAGUCACUUUAUUCUAAAAGAACUAAAUAAGACUCAGCCUCAAGCCCUAACCAGUCAGGCAUGGACAGGUGAAAACUGAGAGGCCAAGAGGUGGCCUUUAUUUAUUCUGUUAUUCGUUCAGGAUCUGUAGAAGGACAUGAAAAUAUUCCCCACUCUAACAAUUUCUUGUGAGAUGUCAUACUUGGCCAUAUAAAAAAAAAAAUGCCUUUAAAUAUUCGAGCCAAGCCCUCGCAGAGCAAGCUGUCUGCUGCUGCAAAGAGUAGUGGGCACACUGAUGGCAGCACAUCUCAUUCACGCUUCUCUAGGUCUCCUAAACAUGGUAAAGGGAAACAGGCUGUAAGCUCAGCACCGGGGUCUCGCUCGGGGCUAGAACCAGGCUCUGUGUCAGGGGGUCCGCCUGCAACAUCAUCUAAACUGACUACGGGUCAAGGGUCGAUGUCCAGGCCGGGUUCUAAAAUCAAAGCUGGCACAGCGGCAGACAAAGGCUCGACUCGUGGCUCAUCGACAGCUCCAGGAGGUAAAACCUUAUCUAUGGAGAACAUCCAGUCUUUGAGUGCCGCCUACGCCACUUCCGGCACCAUGUAUCCCAGCGAGCGAGAGUCCUUGGAACCCUCUGGUGGGUACCCCAAAGGCACCAUGACGCUGGGAAGAAGCACCAGCCGCUCCUACUACACUGGCCGGACAACAGCCAUGGGAAGCAGCCCGAACAUCGCCUCCUCUGGGAUGCUUCACUCAUCAGACCACUGUGGAGACCAAACCUUGCUUUCUGUGGGGGCCUCCAGUUUGCGGCGGCAGUCUGGGAGACACGCACAGGUCCUGGAUUCGACUGGACGGGGAGAGGCUUCCACAUUUGACCUCCACACUCAACUGAGGGAUCUGCAGAGAGAGAAUGACAGCCUGCGGAGAGAACUGGACGUAGGGAGGGAUGGAAGGACAGGCCCCAGCGUGAACAAUGUCAACUUUUGGAGCCCAGAUAUAAAGAGAGACAAGGGGGUGAGGACGUCAGUUGUGAAGGACCAGUACAGGACGACACAAGAGGAUUUGCAGCCUGGGGAUAUCAGAAGAAACAAGCAGCUUCCGUUAACCGUUCAGGAGCUUCAGGAGGAGCUGAGGGCUCACAGGGAGAUGAACAGUCGCUUGCAGCAGCAGCGGCUGCAGGGGAACUCUGGCUCCUAUAAAGAACUCCAUAUGGACCAGGAUCAGAGAGGGGGGCUCGGUCCUGGCCACAGUCCCAGGCAAAGCCCCAGCAACCUGCAUGGUCCUGGACCAAAGAACAGCCCCAGAGCCAGCCCAUCCAACACCUACAAUCCAAGGCAACAGGAAGCUGACAUCAUCAUUCACAGUCCUGGAUAUGGCUGUAACACUGCAGUAGCCACGCAGAGAAUCAGUCCAGCCAACACCCUUCAGGCUGGGCCGAGGAACAGCCCAAGUCAGCCCCUCUACAGCCCCAACCAAGGGCCAGCAGUGGUGCCCGGCUCCAUUUCCCUCCGGCCCUGUAGCCCCUGUCAGGUGCCUGGGUGUGACGGUUUUUCGUCGCCUCCUCCACUGGACCCGUCGGAGGAGAACUUCUUCCGACUGCAGUCGGAGCACGAACGGCAGGCCAAGGAGCUGUUCCUGCUGAGAAAGACCAUGGAGGAGAUGGAGAUGAGGAUCGACUCUCAGAAGCAGACGCUCGGUGCCCGAGACGAGAGCAUCCAGAGGCUUUUGGAGAUGCUUCAGGGACAGGGUCAAGGUCAGGGCCACUGGGGACGGGGUCAGCGGACAGGCAUCAUAACCAUGGCAGCACAGGAGGCUGAAGCUCAGCUGGAGAACAUGCACGUCAGAGAGGACACCAAGAUCUCUUCCCUGGAGAGGAACAUCAGAGACUUAGAGGAUGAGGUCCAGAUGUUAAAGACCAGUGGCCUGCUGCACCCUGAUGACAGGCAGGAUGAGCUCAAGCAGGUGGAGGUCUACAAGAGCCAUUCUAAAUUCAUGAAGACUAAGAUCGAGCAGCUGAAGCAGGAGCUGAACAGGAAGGAGUCAGAGAUGCAGGCCCUGCAGACCAAACUAGAAACACUCACCAAUCAGAACUCCGACUGCAAGCAACACAUCGAGGUGCUAAAAGAGUCGCUCAGUGCCAAGGAGCAACGCGCCAACACGCUGCAGACAGAGGUAGAUGCUCUGCGGGUGCGUCUGGAAGAAAAGGAACAGUUCCUCACCAAGAAGACCAAGCAGCUACAGGACUUGAAUGAUGAAAAGAGCACGCUGACAGGAGAAAUCAGAGACAUGAAAGACAUGCUGGAUGUCAAGGAGAGAAAAGUCAAUGUCCUGCAGAAGAAGAUUGAGAACCUGUUGGAACAGUUAAAGGAUAAGGACAAACAGCUGGCUGGAUUGAGGGAAAGGGUUCAGGGCCUUCAAACUGAUUCCAGCAAUACAGACACAGCUCUGGCCACAUUGGAAGAGGCUUUAUCAGAAAAGGAGCGAGUGAUUGAGAACCUCCGGGAGCAGAAGGAUCGGGAGGACAGGGUUCGGCUAGAGGAAAUGGAGCAGAUGAGGAAGGAGAACCAGGAGUUAAAAGGCAAACUCUCAGCCCUGCAGCCCCAGAAACUGCCUCAGAGCCAGACUGCUAACCCCAUCCCAACACAGAACCAGAGGCCUGAUGGAGAGGUGCAAGCCAAAGUAGAUGGACUUCCAACAGUGAGUCCCACGACUCAAAACAAGGAAGAGGCAGUCAGGAUUUGCCCGGACAUCCCGGAUCGUCUGAGGCUUCUUGAGCAGGAAGUUGCGCGCUACAGAGAAGAAUCUGGGAAGUCCCAAGCUGAGGUGGAGAGGCUGAUGGGAGCUCUGAGGGAUGCUGAGAUGGACAAAUCAUGCAAGGAGAGGAAAAUUACUGAUCUCGAGAGGUGAGGGUCAAAAAUUCUG